AUGGCCGGUGGCUUCCUCCCAUACCACGAACCCGGAACUGUCGAUAUCCUUAUCAUCAUCUCUUUCUUCUUUUUCCUUUCCCUCGCAAAAUGGGUCUCCGCGAAGGUAAUCCAGGCCGGAAUUAUAGGCCAAAUCGCCGUCGGCAUCAUCUACGGUGUACCGUUGGCCGAUAUCCUUGAACAUAACUGGCAGAAGACCUUUUCUGUUCUAGGAUAUAUCGGUCUGAUUUUGAUCAUUUUCGAAGGCGGUCUUGGCACUCGUGUCGAUCUUCUGAAGCAGAAUUUCACUCUGAGUAUGAUUGGAGCGGCAACUGGCGUUGUAUUUCCAAUUGGUCUUUCAUUCCCUUUGCUAUAUCUUGGCUUUGGAUAUGGUGCGGUUGAGACCUUUAUCAUCGGAGCAUCUCUUUCCGCUACUUCACUUGGAACCACCUUUGCUGUGAUCAGCUCUGCGUCUGGCUCGGUCAAUCUCGCCGAGACCCGAGUAGGGUCAGUUCUAGUGAGCGCUGCUGUCAUCGACGAUGUUGUAGGACUGGUCAUGUUAAGUGUCAUUGCUGACUUGGGCAAAAUCUCCGGAGAUGGCGAUGUCAAUCUGGGCUGGCUUAUUGGGCGUCCCAUAGUGGCAUCAAUCGCCAUGGCUAUCGUAACACCCAUCGUCACCAAAUGGGUCUUUGCUCCUUUUUUCCGAACGUUCAUUGAAUACCACUUUGCCCGAUUCGACCAUAUUUCCAACAUCAUCCUCAUGACCCUUGUUCUUUCGGCGUUUGUUGCAAUUGCUGGCUUUGCUGGUACAUCCGUCCUGUUUGGUGCCUUUCUGGCAGGCGUAUUCAUCUCAUACCUACCAAGCAAGCACCCCGACGGACCAUUUGUGGUCAUGAGUCGUGAGGAAGGCGAGCGCGAGGCGGAUAAAAGCCCCACUUUUAUCCAUACAUUUGAGAAAUAUCUGUUAGGAACUCAGCAGUAUUUGAUGGAGCCUCUGUUCUUUGCAAGUAUCGGAUUUGCGAUUCCGUUCGUGCAGCUGUGGACGGGAAAACGAAUUUGGAGAGGUGUGGUUUACACCCUUCUCAUGGCAUUUGCAAAGUGUAUCGUCGGAAUCUGGAUCCCCAUAUGGCAACUUGCUGGGAGUAAAUCUCACAAAAAAGAGUCACAUGAACGGCAGAAGAGACGGCGAGGACCAAAAAACGAAAACAACAGCGCAAGCGACGAUGAGAAAAGCAUGCAAGAGAAGGGAAAACGGUGGAACCGAGCCUGGCUCGCCGCAGCACUUUUAGGAUCUGCUAUGGUAGCACGCGGUGAGAUUGGGCUUCUGAUCAUCGAAAUUGGACACAACGAAACUCCGUAUGUUAGUGAUGAAGGUUUCAUCACUGGUGUUUGGGCCAUUCUUUUGAAUACUAUCAUUGGCCCAAUUACUGUCGGUCUCCUGGUUCGAUUCUACGCUCAAAAGAUCGAAGAAGGGGAAUGGGGAGUGCAGGAUAGUUCCAUGCCUGUCUCGAGUCAUGCUGAUGCACACGGAGCGGUAUAG
This is a messenger RNA of Penicillium concentricum, 1518 nucleotides long. RefSeq names its product cation:proton antiporter. Gene Ontology annotation, molecular function: antiporter activity. Lineage: Eukaryota; Fungi; Ascomycota; Eurotiomycetes; Eurotiales; Aspergillaceae. Gene Ontology annotation, biological process: proton transmembrane transport. The record is from RefSeq and is a predicted model, not a curated record. Gene Ontology annotation, cellular component: membrane. Bases 1 to 1518 code for a protein of 505 amino acids. The transcript has 7 exons.